Penicillium canariense is the source of this 1206-nucleotide messenger RNA. RefSeq lists its product as uncharacterized. NCBI's taxonomy places the organism in Eukaryota, Fungi, Ascomycota, Eurotiomycetes, Eurotiales, Aspergillaceae. The record is from RefSeq and is a predicted model, not a curated record. The transcript has a single exon. Bases 1 to 1206 code for a protein of 401 amino acids.
AUGCUCACAGUGCAUUAUCGCGCAGAUGAUAUCGAUUUCGGUGAUUCCAGACCAGGCGUCAAGAACAUUUUGGGAGGCGCGGCUUCAUUUGCUGUAGUCGGUGCCCGUCUGGUCGCGGGAUCUGCGCACGCACAGUCUGUUAGCUGGAUUGUCGAUGUUGGCUCUGACUUUCCACCCGAAACACUGGCGGCGAUCCAGUCCUGGGGCACCGACUGUGUCAUCAGAGAGGAUCAUAGUAGACUUACAACGAGGGCAUGGAAUGGAUAUCAUCCAAAUGAGAAGCGAGGUGGGCUGAAACCCCCAUUUUCAGAGCAGCAGAAAACAAGAUUAACCAGGGCCAUAGACUUCAAAUAUCUAACGCCGAAGUUGAGGCUGGAACCCGACAUGCUAUCAGACACACAGGUCUGGUCACGAACAUUCCAUAUGGUCUGCUCCCCGUCUCGCUGCAUAUCCAUCGUGAACGACAUCCUGCAGCGACGGGAGGACCUGCAUAAGGCAGGGCAAGCACCUUCCACUGACCAUUCUUCGACUCGGCCCAUCUUCGUCUGGGAGCCAGUGCCAGACCUUUGCACGCCAGAAGAACAAGAGAAGUUCUUUGCAGCUAAUAGGGUUGUUGAUAUGGUGAGCCCCAACCAUCUGGAGCUGGGUAUGAUGUUUGACCAAGCUGGAUGGGCCGAGGAGAGCAAGGAAGGCCAGCAGCUAGUUCGAAGAAUUCUUGACUCCGGAAUUGGCCCUAACGGUAAUGGGUGUCUUGUCAUUAGAGCUGGCAAGGAAGGAAGCUACGCUUUCUCAAGGGCCCAGAAGUUGUGGCUGCCCGCCUACCACCAGCCAGGUACUUCGGGUGCUACGGCUGUUCUCGACCCAACAGGUGCGGGCAAUUCAUUUCUUGGGGCACUAGCCCAGGGGAUGGUGACCGCGGGUCGUGAGCCGUUCAACGUCAUCGAAUCUACCCUAUCGCCCUCUCAGAGCUGGCAAAGGUUCCUGGACGGCUCAGGGGAUCGCCGCACUCUUCCCAUGGCCCUCAUCUGUGCUACAGUCGCUGCCGGGUUCGUGGUAGAGCAGAUCGGUGUUCCACAGGUCUCUAUGGCGGGAAAUGGAAAGGAAAUGUGGAAUCAAUCUGAAUUCACGGAACGGGUCCGCCUGUACACGCAGCGAUUAUUGAGAGCAUUGGAAGAGUCUCCACAGAGACACCUGUUGACCAAUUGA